This is a messenger RNA of Aethina tumida (small hive beetle), 1054 nucleotides long. RefSeq names its product thioredoxin-like protein 1. The transcript is spliced from 5 exons. NCBI's taxonomy places the organism in Eukaryota, Metazoa, Arthropoda, Insecta, Coleoptera, Nitidulidae. Bases 71 to 928 code for a protein of 285 amino acids. The record is from RefSeq and is a predicted model, not a curated record.
UAGGUUAUGCCAGUCAUCGUAUGAACUAGUGUAUUUGACAAAUAUUUCUUUAAGAAAUAAGUAAAUAAUUAUGGCUAUGGUUAAAGCAAUAACCGACGAAGGCCAUUUUGUUUCGGAGCUGGCGAACGCCUCAACGAGACUUGUUGUCGUAGAUUUUACUGCAACUUGGUGCGGACCAUGUCAAAGGAUGGCACCCAUUUUUCAACAAUUAGCCACCAAAUAUCCGCGGGCUGUUUUCUUAAAAGUCGAUGUCGACCAGUGCCAAGAGACUGCCGCAGCUCAAGGUGUUUCUGCUAUGCCAACAUUUAUCUUCUAUCGUAACAAGACAAAAAUUGAUAGAUUGCAAGGAGCUGACCCGACUGGAUUGGAAACGAAAAUACAGCAGUAUUAUGGAUCUGAAGAUGCCGACGAUUUGGAAUGUGUCGCUGGUCAUAUGGAUCUGCACCCAUUUAUUAUGAAAGCACAAUGUGAAUGCUUAAAUGAAAGUGAUGAUCACCCUUUUACGCACUGUCUCACUUCCGGUGGUGGAUACCUACAGUCAGAUUGUGAUGAACAGCUUAUCAUUUCCGUGACGUUCAAUCAGUCUGUGAAGAUUCAUAGCUUGAAAAUUAAAGCUCCAGCUGACAAGGGCCCCAAGUUCAUUAGAUUGUUUAUCAACCAACCAAGGACAUUAGAUUUUGAUUCUGCUGACAAUUGUUAUAGUGUUCAAGACUUGGACUUAGCACCAUCAGAUUUAGAAGGCAACCCAGUGAAUUUAAGAUUCGUGAAAUUCCAAAACGUUCAAAACAUUCAAAUAUUUGUUAAGACCAACCAGGAUGGUGGUGAAGUGACCCAAAUUGAUCACUUAUCCAUUGUUGGCUCUCCAAUAAAUACCACCAAUAUGGGAGAUUUCAAACGGGUUGCGGGAAAAAAGGGCGAGAGCCACUAAUUAAACUAAAGCAUUUAAGUACCUCUUGAAGGUACUCAAGUUAACAAAUUUAAUACAAUUGUGUUUAAUAUAAUUCCGAAUUGUAAAUGAUCUUUCUGCUAAAAUAAAUAUAUUUCUUACAACCAA